CAAGCGUCGGAAACAGUUUACUUGCCUGUUGCGUGCUACCAGCGCAUGCUUAGUUCCACGCGCGGCGUCGAUUUAAUUUUAGAACCAUACACAAGAUUGUGUGUAGGGUCGAAAACCGGUUCGUAAUUUUGGUGGAUUUCGUGAAUUUAUUAGCCGAAUGUAUGCAAAAUUGUCGCCCACAAGAAAAAAAAAACAAAACAAUCUACCAUACUAGGGAAAAUAGUGCAAGUGUCAUUGAAUGUAAAAUAUCUCAAGUAAUUGAAAAGAACAUAGUUCAGUGUCAGAUAACGUUAUAAUCUGCAAUAACUGAUAACACAAUGAGCUUGAUCUAAUCAGUGUGAAUGGUUUUUGGUCGGUCAAUCAACGAAAUACUUGUUCAAACCACAAUCAUAAUCAUGGAGCAUGUAAGACUGUGUUAUCAAGUAUAGAAUGAACGAAAUUAAUCGAGCUCUCCUCUCUCACAACAACUCACGCAAGACUCAUAUCGAAUCAUCGUAUAAACAUAAAGUUCGAAACCAAUCGCAUGUUAUAAACACACGGUUGUCUGUUGCUAGAACAAAUCACAUAAUGCCUAAAAGGAAUCAGCUGAUGGUGCUGAUUCACAUAAUCACAAUGCAUGCGGUUUACUAGCGGAAAAAAACAAUUUGUGCUUUUCUAAAGUAAAAUAUACUUUUAAAGUUUGCCAGUAUAUUUGUUCAAUAUACAGCUGAACAUAAGAAGGUUGAGUCAAAUAUUUGUGCGACACAGUGAACUCGCAGUAGUGGUUAUUAUUUAUUACAAAAUAAUGACGAAUUUAAAAUUCGCGAGGGAAUAGAACAGACUCUUUACAGUUGAAUUUUUUUCAAUUUAUUUUAUACCUAUCGUGAACAAUGCUUAUCACAGUCAGUAACUUGAGUGGUUACUGGCUUAUUUGACACUAUUGUAAUGCACUAUAUCGGUACGUUUUGUUACUAGGUCUUAGCCAAUCAGAUAAUGAACUGCCUGGUGUCGAAUACCACAGCUAAGCCAAACGAGGUCAUCAGGGCUAUCAAAAUAAAACAAGUAAACAGACAAAUAAUUUGAAAGCAAAAAAAAUAUUUGUUUUGUGGCUUCAUCAAAAGUAAACAGUUCGCACGAAGAGUAAUUUAUCAGUUUCAAUUUUCUAGACGUUUCGUCUUCGUCUCGUCGGUGCAUAACAAUUCGAAUUGAUAGUACCGUCUAGCAUCUUCAACUUGAGCCGCAUAGUUAGACGUAAAAUUGAACUCCCAUUGGACAACACUUUUAAUGUACUAACAAAAGUGUGGCUUGGAAGUUGGAUUACAUCUUUGUUUGCUAUCAAGUGGUGCGAGUUUAAAAUACAGAAAAUAAACAGUGGUCAGAUUUUGAACAACGGAUGCCAAGCAGAUUUUCAAUAUUAUUAAAUCUACUGCUUGGAAAUAUUUCUACGCAUCAGUUCAAAUAAUCAGUCGUGUUUCAGACUGAGUAACAUUCGGCAGUUGACGCUUGUCGCGUACAGAAGAUAAGUUCUACUCUUUGCUGGGAACGGACGACCGAAAGUAUUUUUUCAAAGAUCUGAAAUAUGUGUUUUAAGCAGUGAUUGAGGAAACCUCAAAAUAGUAAACAUAUUAGUGAUAAAAGUGUAGUUCAUUAGUAUAUUGCAGUACAAACGCCAUAGAAGUGCCAAAAGAUUGUGAUAAUUUCAUAUAGAAAAACUAUUUUUUUUGUAAAAAUGCCUAUGAAGGAAUGGAUCUACCGAUUUCAACCGUUACAGUUAUACAUUGUCCUUGUAUUAUCGAUACUAUACUUUCUAGUGCAACUAUUCCUUAGCCACAUCUCUCACGCCUUGGUGCUGUUGGUAGACUCCUAUCACAUGCUAUGCAAUAUAAUUGCGCUUAGUGGCUAUAUACUAACAAUAAAGCAUAGUAAAAAAUCACCAUCAUCUAGAGCGUGUCACGAGCAGGUAUCCGUCUCUCAAUUCGCACUAGAUCAUGCUAGUGACGCAUGCUUUGUUGAACUACCGGCACAAGCACAGGGUAUACAAGCCCUGACUGAGCCAUCACCAAAUCCGGGAGAGUCUAGUCCAGCCAGUGUAAAAUUGAAAGUUAAAACGAAGAGUCGCCAGCAGCGGGAAAGCAGUUUACGGAACACUUUCGGCUGGACACGUAUCGAUGUUCUUACGAUGCUAGUUGUUUGCAUUUUUCUAGCAUCCUUCUGUUUCUCUGCCGUUGUGGAAGCUUUACAAACACUUUCCCAUAUUCAUCAUCAAGAUGCGAUGCAUUAUCCCAUUCCGGUAUUGAUACUGGGAUCCUUGGGAAUUAUUUUGAAUGGGUUCUGCUAUCUGCUGAUAGGUGGCUAUACGUACCAUCAGGGUAGCUUCCUGUAUAUCACAUCCAAUGGCAAUGUAGUGCUUGAUCGCGUUGUAACUGGCGACGGUAUGCGGAGAGGUGAACGACGGCUUUCUGGUUCACGCAAACACAUGGCUGCAUUAUCGAGUGUGCCGUACGAGUCUACCAAACGACAAAGUGUUCGAGAAAUGUUGAGAGAUAUUUGCAGUACCCUGUUUGUAAUCGUGUGUUCAGUGAUAGUGCACUACACGAACGAAGAUGAAGAUACAUCCAAAUUUGUAGAUCCACUAUGCUCCAUCGUAUCCUGUGUUGUUUUACUAUCGCUAAGUUAUCCUUAUAUGAAGGAAUCAGGAAUGAUCCUAUUGCAGACAAUUCCUGAUACGAUCGAUAUCGACAUAUUCGAGAAGUCACUCUUGGGGACAUUUCCUGACAUUGUCAGCGUGCACGACCUACACAUUUGGCAGCUAAGCUCAAACAAGUAUGUCUCCACGGCUCACAUCAUCUUUGAGACACCAAAGGUAUACACCGCGAUUAAUGAUCGAGUUAUCGACUUUUUCCACGACCAGGGUAUCAAUCAGGUCACGAUUCAGCCGGAAUUCAAAACAAUUCUCCCAGUGUUACCGCUUCUAGUUACUCCAACUGAUACUACCGGACCAACCAGCACUAGUUUAUGCUUGAUGCAGUGUCGUCAGGUGACUUGUCUACAGAAACACUGUUGCGAAGGGAUUAUCAAAGAUGAUAACAAAAAACCUCCUUCACCGAUAUUACCAAAUUCCAGAGAUACUGCUUCAACUCCAUCGACUGAUUGUAAAGAAAUCGAAGAAAUACCCUUAGAAAUCCAGAAUAAUACAAAUGUCGACGAUAGUGCCAAUAUUGUAGUACAAUCUGUACCCGAAAAAUCUCAAUCUAAUAUGGCGGAAAUAGUAAUAGAAAAUGACAGUGAACAUCUGACUAACUGUACAGAGUUAUUAAACAAAGAACUCCAAAAAUAAAAAUUUCAAAAAUAAAUAUGCUGAAUUUGCUAUUGAGCAAAAUAUGUAAGAAAAUUGUUGUCGAUAGUACAUAACGUCGAACCAAAGAUAACAAUAAAAUACAGAGAUUCUAAAUCUCGAA
This is a messenger RNA of Malaya genurostris, 3437 nucleotides long. RefSeq names its product proton-coupled zinc antiporter SLC30A1 (gene ZnT77C). Gene Ontology annotation, molecular function: zinc ion transmembrane transporter activity. NCBI's taxonomy places the organism in Eukaryota, Metazoa, Arthropoda, Insecta, Diptera, Culicidae. The transcript has 6 exons. Bases 1709 to 3316 code for a protein of 535 amino acids. Gene Ontology annotation, biological process: detoxification of zinc ion; zinc ion transmembrane transport; intracellular zinc ion homeostasis. The record is from RefSeq and is a predicted model, not a curated record. Gene Ontology annotation, cellular component: membrane.